AUGGAUGUUGAAGAAGACUUGUUGAUAGUUGACGAGGUCGGCGUCUCUAGUCAACAAGCAGGGCGCGAACAAACUUCCGCCCGGCCCGUGUUUUCAGACCCUGAGAGGGUCUAUUGUAGAGUGGCGGAUCCCGGCCAGGAAAGACUCCGCCGAAGCGAAGGCUCGGGUGGAUAUUCGUAUGCGGACGCGGUUCGGGACCGCGUGGUGCGGAAUUCGAAUGUCGCCCGGCGAAAAUCUACAAUUGGCGCCCAACGUGGGGCCUCUUUUUCAAACAUUACAGGUUUUAGGUGCAGCAGGAGCCAAGGUUAUUCUCCAAAUUUUUUAGGUGACAGGUGCCAUGUUCGACAACAUGAAACUUUUUUAGAUUUUAGGUCACAGGAACCGAAGGAGGAUCGAAGAUCAACCUCGAGCAGACUUUCAACGCCCGCCAGCCAACAAAAUGAAAUUGUUUUAAAUAACAAUCGUUUUGAAAUUGUUGACAGGUACGAAGAAAAGCCGCGCAUUGAUUUUUCAGCAAAUAAUUUAGGUUACAGGUUUAUCCCCAAACAGGAUAUUUUAGGUUUUAGGUGCCAGGGUGAUCCGAAGUUGCAGGAGUUCGGACUGAAUAAGCUGCGAUUAGCGUCCAGUAGAUCACGGCGAAAUAAAAUUUUAGGUAACUGCAACAGGUGCAGAGCGACCGAGCGAGAGAGAGACACAGUUGAACACAAGUUGACGAGUGACAGUCGGGAACCGCUUCAUUUAACUGGUAUGAAGUCUCAGGUUCAUCAACCGCGUAUAGGUGCCGAGCGUGACAACGACUUUUGUCGUCGCGAAUUGCUUCGACCUGACAGAUUUGAUGGCACCGGCUGUCUCAAAACUUUCUUAAAAAAGUUUGAGAUAUGUGCCAGGUACAAUAAUUGGAAUCUCGUAGACAUGGAAGCGUAUUUGUCAUGUUCGUUAACAGGUGAAGCUUCACAGGUUCUCUGGGAUUUAACAGGUUUAGGUUACCAAGAGCUGGUAUCUAAGCUAGAAGAUCGUUUUGGAACAAGAGGUCAUGAAGAGUCAUACAGGUACGAAUUACAGAUUCUUCGUCGAAAACCUGGUGAGUCGUUACGAGAGUUGUCAAUGGUUACUAAAAGACUCAUGUCAUUAGCCUAUCCAGGAGAGCAGUCAAGAUUAGCUACACAUCUAGCUAGGGACUUUUUCUUGUCAGCCCUCGAUAAUGCUGAAUUAGAAUUAAAGGUUAGGGAAAAAGAACCAAAGAACAUUGACGAUGCUCUUAGAUUCGCACAGCGUCUUGAAGUUUCAAAGAUGGUGUAG
Molecule: messenger RNA, 1299 nt
Organism: Helobdella robusta
Lineage: Eukaryota; Metazoa; Annelida; Clitellata; Rhynchobdellida; Glossiphoniidae
Exons: 1
Coding region: 1-1299 (432 amino acids)
Source: RefSeq, a predicted model, not a curated record